UGCUUUAGAUCAGAUUCAAAACUGAGCCAAACAACUUGUUUCUUCAGUACUCAAAUACAUAUACAUGGCUAUUAAAGACUUAGCAGCUCCUCAUAAAAAUGUGGCUGUGAUCUUCGGAUCAACCGGGCUGGUAGGCAGGGAAUUAGCCAGGAGGCUCCUGUCCAGGGGUGGCUGGAAGGUCUACGGUGUGGCCCGGAAGGCUGAUACCACCAACAUCAAAGACUCAAACUAUCAGUUCAUCAGCUGUGACCUUCUUCAGCCUGCAGAAACUCGUAAAAAGCUGUCCUGGUUACAUGAUGUGACUCAUAUUUUCUGGAUCACUUGGGCCAGUGAGUUCCCUUUAGACAGCAGAGAGUGCUGUGAACAAAACAAGGCCAUGAUGUCGAAUGCACUGAAUGCGCUACUUCCAACAGCCAAGGGACUCAGGCAUUUCUCUCUACAGACUGGCGUGAAGCAUUAUAUAUCGUUGCAAGGGCCUUUUGAUGGCAACGAGGUUCGUUACUACCACGAAGAGUGUCCGAGGUUGAGUACAGAGAAUAAUUUUUACUACACACUGGAGGACUUGCUCAAGGAGAGACUAGGAGGUAAAGUUGCCUGGUCAGUUCACAGACCAGGCCUAAUACUGGGGAAUUCACAGAGGGCAUUGUAUAACUUUAUGGGCAGUUUGUGUGUUUAUGGAACAAUCUGUAAGCAUUUGAAUCUUCCUUUUAUGUUUGGGGGUUCACGCGAGUGCUGGGAAGAGAUGUGCAUUGAUGGCUCAGAUGUUCGGUUAGUGGCUGAACAACAGAUAUGGUCCGCGACAAAUGAUGCAUUACUGUCAACGGAUGGCCAUGCGUUUAAUGCCAUUAAUGGACCUCGCUUCACGUGGAAGCAAAUCUGGAGAAAAAUCGGGCUCAAGUUGGGAGCAGUGGUGCCAGAAGACAUGUUCUCAGAGGAUUUCAUGUUCUCCAAAUUCAUGGCUGACAAGGGAUCAGUCUGGAAGGAAAUAGUUGCCAAGGAGGGAUUGGUUGGGACGGAGAUGGAGGAUUUGGCCAACUUCCAGUUCCUCGAUCAUCUGUUUCGGUGCCCUGCCAAGAUGCUCGCCACGCGAGACAAGGCCGACAGGCUUGGCCUCACGGCCAUGUAUGAAACCCUGGAUUCAAUACUCUACUGGGUAGAUGAUAUGAGAAAAGACAAAUUAAUUCCCUAAAAAUAAAUAUUUAUCUCAAAGAGAAUGUGGUGUACCAUAAAGUCAUAAACUAGUUCUAGCUGUAACAUAAAAAGGAAAAAGUUAAAUAUGAGUAAUAUAUAGUAUUUUUUGUA
Messenger RNA from Daucus carota subsp. sativus, 1302 nucleotides. RefSeq names its product (S)-8-oxocitronellyl enol synthase CYC2. NCBI's taxonomy places the organism in Eukaryota, Viridiplantae, Streptophyta, Magnoliopsida, Apiales, Apiaceae. The transcript has a single exon. The record is from RefSeq and is a predicted model, not a curated record. Bases 65 to 1189 code for a protein of 374 amino acids.